Messenger RNA from Lolium perenne, 768 nucleotides. Lineage: Eukaryota; Viridiplantae; Streptophyta; Magnoliopsida; Poales; Poaceae. The record is from RefSeq and is a predicted model, not a curated record.
AUGCAGUGCGAGCUCCGCUCCACUCCGGCAAUCCCCGUCGAGCCCCGGGCCGGCGGCCUCCGUCCCCGCCCCGGCGACCUCCGCCUCGCCGCGCCACGGCCCCGGCGACCUCCGCCCCGCCGCGCCACGGCCCUCGGCGACCUCCGCCCCGCCGCGCCACGUCCCCGACAAGCCCCGUCGAGCCCCGGCCCCGUCGACCUCCGCCCCCACCCCCGCCACGGCCCGGUGACCUCCGCCCGCCGCGCCACGGCCCCGGCAAGCCCCGUCGAGCCCCGGCCCCGGCGACCUCCGCCCCCCACCCCGCCACGGCCCGGCGAGCUCCGCCCUGCCGCCGCACCUCGGAUGGCCGCUCGGCCCCCGCCCACGCCCGUUCGCCGCCGCGGCGCCGCCCCGUUCGUCGCCGUGGGCGCUGCCCCCGUCGCAGCGCCGCCCCCUUGCCGACGCGGCGCGGCCCCGUGCGGCGCGUCCCCGUUCCUAGCCGCGGCCAAUACCGUCACCGCCCCCUUCUCCCCAAAAUUCGCUGCAGAAUCCAAUGCAUUGCCUAGCAUAUUUGGUGAAUGUCUUCUCGUGCUUACCAUCAUCCCAGCUAACCACCACCAGAGAGCAUUCAUAUACUCGACACUGUCCGGAUGUACUCUCUUCCCUUCACGUGGAGCACCCGAGUCCAACUGCAGCUGCCGUCCUUUUUCUUCGUACCACUCCUGCCACAGUGGCACUGGGUCUGUUGGAAGCCGCUCCCUUGGUGAACACAAGAAAUCUCUGAAGUAG